Messenger RNA from Colletotrichum tamarilloi, 204 nucleotides. RefSeq lists its product as uncharacterized. Bases 1 to 204 code for a protein of 67 amino acids. NCBI's taxonomy places the organism in Eukaryota, Fungi, Ascomycota, Sordariomycetes, Glomerellales, Glomerellaceae. The transcript has a single exon. The record is from RefSeq and is a predicted model, not a curated record.
AUGGCGUCGCACCAGGUGGGCAACGGCUCGUCGAUGGCCUCCCAGACGGACAAGCGCUGCCCAUCCGCCCCUGGGCCUCCGUGUGCGUUCCAUGGGUUACGCGUGCUCCUCGCCGGGCCACAGCCAAUAGCCGGCGGUGCCCCGGCCGGAGGUAUUGCUCUCUUGGAGUCCCGUCACCGGCGUCUCGACUGCCGGAAGCCCUAA